AAGCACAGCGAGAAGAAGACCGUCACUAACCACAACAAGACAAGCCAGCCUGUCUCUCAUCACUGAGGACAACUGUCUCCGCUUCCUCUAACGUUACAUUCACGCUGCGGCGACUGACAGCUCCUGAAUAUCAGCUACAGGCCUGAUAUUCAGACUCUGUGUGUUUCUUUUUUGGGAUAUUCUUUGAGCCUCCUCCUCUGUCUGUUGACGUCUGAUUUUCAGUCACGUUCGUCCAACUUGUGCCGUGUGCUGACACAGCGAACCUGGGAUGAGCUGAGGCCGCAGGAAGGAGCACAGCAUCGCACUCUUUGGUAGGUGAUGAGAGUUGAGGAGCUUUAGCUGCAAUUCAGAGCGAUCAUGGAGGACGACUGCAGGCCUCUGCUGAGCUCAGAGCAGCCGGGAGAAAGCUACUCACACAGAGGAUCCACAGACUCACUGGACUUCAAGACUAAAAGGCCUUUCUACGUAGAGCCCAGGAACAUUGUAGCUGAUGACCCGCAGGAGAGAGUCUCUGCUGAGGCUGCCAUACUCAACAGCAGAGUCCAUUACUACAGCAGACUGACAGGCUCGUCUGACAGACUGCUAAGUCCUCCAAACCACGUGAUCCCCCGGCCAGAGGAGAUCUACAUCUACAGCCCACUUGGUACAGCUUUUAAGGUGACAGGCUCCGACUCCUCGUCUAAAAAUCCCAGUAUCAUCACCAUAUUUGCUAUAUGGAACACAAUGAUGGGCACAUCUAUACUCAGCAUACCCUGGGGCAUAAAGCAGGCUGGUUUCACUCUGGGGAUCCUCAUCCUCAUCUUCACGGGUCUUCUGAUGCUCUACUGUUGUUACAUCGUCCUCAAAUCACCAAAGGCAAUACCCUAUGUGGACACAUCCGACUGGGAAUUUCCUGAUGUUUGUAGGUACUACUUUGGCAAGUUUGGCCAGUGGUCCAGCUUGCUCUUCUCAAUGGUGUCACUUAUUGGAGCCAUGGUGGUUUACUGGGUCCUCAUGUCCAAUUUCCUCUACAACACAGGACAGUUUAUCUACAACUAUGCUCACAAUGUCAACAUGUCAGAUUCAGAGUUUGGAACCAACGGCUCUGAUAAAGUUAUCUGUCCAUACCCAAACACUGACCCUGGAGGGAACUACACCAUCAGUACACUUUACUUCGGUAACAAUGGAAAUGAUACGUCAGAUGGCAGCUCUUUUGAACACUGGUGGAGCAAAACCAAAACCAUCCCCUUCUACCUGGUCAUCCUGCUAUUGCCGCUGCUCUGCUUCCGCUCAGCCUCCUUCUUCGCAAGGUUCACCUUCCUGGGCACCAUAUCAGUGGUCUACCUGAUCGCACUGGUCACUGUUAAAGCUGUCCGCCUCGGCUUCCACCUGGAGUUCCACUGGUUUGACACAACCCAGUUCUAUGUUCCAGAGCUCAGGCUGCUCUUCCCUCAGCUGACUGGUGUCCUCACUCUGGCCUUCUUCAUUCACAACUGCAUCAUCACUUUAAUGAAGAGCAAUAGGCACCAAGAGAACAAUGUGCGGGACCUGUCUGUGGCUUAUCUUCUAGUAGGACUGACCUAUCUGUAUGUGGGAGUGUUGAUCUUCGCUGCCUUCCCCUCACCACCUCUCUUCAAAGACUGCAUUGAACCAAACUUCUUGGAUAACUUCCCCAGCAGUGAUGUGAUGGUGUUUGUGGCUCGGACCUUCCUGCUGUUCCAGAUGAUCACAGUCUACCCCCUGUUGGGAUACUUGGUGCGGGUCCAGGUGAUGGGCCAAAUAUUUAGCAAUCAUUACCCCAGUUUCUUCCAUGUCCUGGUACUAAACGUCUUAAUUGUUGGAGCUGGUGUCUUGAUGGCCAUGUUUUAUCCAAAUAUUGGUUCCAUCAUAAGGUUUUCUGGAGCGACAUGUGGCUUGGCUUUAGUUUUUGUCUUUCCGGCCUUAGUCCACAUGAUCUCCCUACGAAGGCUUGGGAUGCUCCGCUGGCCGUCAGCCCUCUUCCACAGUUUCCUGAUCCUGCUGGGUGUGGCCAACCUGCUGGCUCAGUUCUUCAUGUAGCGAAGCAGCCGGGCACAGACACUCUUAAUCAUUCAGAAGCGACUCCAUAACAUCUUUUAAUCUAAAUGAUGUGAUGGAGAUUUCAGGUGGGGAUCUGUGAUCAUCCAACUUAAUGUAAGAAUACCCAGAUAAACCAAAGCAGCCUCCAGUCAGAUUGUUUGUGUCUGUGGUAUGAGUGAUUAAGGUAGAGGGAUUGUUGUGAUUUGUGAGGUUUAUGUUUGAGGGUAGUAACAGGAAUCUGUUGUCUUGGUUUGAUAACAUUGUCUUUUUAUUUUUGUUACGCAAUCCAGCCAAUGGUAUUUUUAUGAUAAUCCCUAUAGACAAUUCUCUACAUGAUACUGUUGAUUAUUCCUGCCUAUACUGAUCCCAGACCUGCCCAGCCAAGUACUGUAGACACACUGUAAACUGUAUUGAAACUGUUCUGAUCGUGGAUAACAUCAACAACAAGGAACAUCUGGAAUGUGAGCUCACUAUUGAGCGCUAUAACACAACCAGGGGAGUGUCUUCUCAAGCUAUUGUCUGAAAGGUCUGUUUUUAUGUAGAUUUUAACUGCAUCUCAGUCAAAUAUUAACUUUGAAGCAGCUACUUAUCAACAAACUCUGCAGCUCCGCUCAGCUUUAUGGAGCUUUAUAGUGAGUUUAAGCUCAGUGUCUAACUGUCCAGCUCUCGGCUUCACUCUUUUAGUUGACUCUAGUGUUGUUUUCGGCCACAGUGUGCUGCUGCUGUUUUCAGACAAAAUUGGGUGAUAAUGCUGCUCCGUUACUGCUAAAUGUGUAAAUAAGCAAGUUUGCUGACAAGUACAACAUGACAACUUAAAAGAUGACGUUGUCAAUGUAAGGCAACAUGUUUCUGCUGCCACCAAGUGGACAGAAAAAAUAAGUUUAUUACAGGUCUGCAACUCUUACAGGAGAGGCUUUCCAGCUGGAUUUUCUGAUCCAACAGGGUUGUGUCUUGCCCUCUCCAGGCAAUCAUACUACUAACUUUGUGAUUAUAUUAACUGUAUGUAUCGAGGACAGCCAUGUGGUGUGUAUAUUUUUUGAAGAAACUUUUGGCACAAUCUUAAUUUUUAUGAGUAGCGUUGAUCUACAUGGUUGACAUGUUUACAUGAUGCCUAUUUUCUAGAUGCUGUGCCUAAUGUGUUGUACUUUACUAAUGAUAGGAUAGACAAAGGGAAUAUGUGCGUGAAAAUAAACCAUCUGAGUCUACAAGAACUGUAGUUUCCUGUUUGCUUUUAAUCUGGUUUAUUAUGCUUUGUUUUUGGUUGAGUACUCUUGUCCAUUAGUCCCAUCAUUAAUAACAUUGCACUGACCA
This is a messenger RNA of Chelmon rostratus (copperband butterflyfish), 3348 nucleotides long. It is a transcript of the gene slc38a9, whose product is annotated as solute carrier family 38 member 9. Gene Ontology annotation, molecular function: amino acid transmembrane transporter activity. The transcript is spliced from 15 exons. The record is from RefSeq and is a predicted model, not a curated record. Lineage: Eukaryota; Metazoa; Chordata; Actinopteri; Chaetodontiformes; Chaetodontidae. Bases 358 to 2037 code for a protein of 559 amino acids. Gene Ontology annotation, biological process: amino acid transmembrane transport.